This is a messenger RNA of Emiliania huxleyi CCMP1516, 522 nucleotides long. RefSeq lists its product as hypothetical. The record is from RefSeq and is a predicted model, not a curated record. The transcript has 2 exons. Bases 1 to 522 code for a protein of 173 amino acids. Gene Ontology annotation, molecular function: Hsp90 protein binding. Lineage: Eukaryota; Haptophyta; Isochrysidales; Noelaerhabdaceae.
AUGCCUGACAAGGAGAAGGGCAACGCAGCGUUCGCGGCCGGGGAGUUUGACGAAGCCAUAACUUAUUACACGGCAGCUCUGGAAAGCACGCCGUCAGAUCAUGUACUAUGGUGCAACCGUAGCAUGGCUUGGGCUCGGCUUGAGGACUGGCCAUCAUCCGCGGCAGACGCUCGAAAGUGCGUGUCCCUUCCUUCCGGCAGGCAGUUCGUCAAGGGAUGGUGGCGAUUGGCGAGAGCGCAGCAGGCCAUGGGCAUGCCAGUAAAGGCGACGGAAAGCUGCUUGCUUGGGCUGCAGAAGAACCCCGACAACAGGGACCUGCGCACGCUUCAGGCUUCGCUUCAGCCCGAGUAUACCCGCGCUGUCGAGUCAGACUCACUGCAUGCGAUCCUGCAAGCCGGCAACGGCAAAGGACCUGUCACUCGCGCGGCCAAGCAGCUGCACGAUGGAGACGAUAUCAGCGAGAUUGAGCUUAGCGAGUUUGUCAAGUUUUGCAUGCCAAGCGCUCGAGAACUUAGCCCUUGA